AUGCCUGGCAAAAUAGAACUCGCGCAGCCUUUGAAGACGUACCUACUCGGGUACCCUCUCCAGCAUUCCCUCGCUCCUCUUUUACACUCGACCAUCUACAAGGAAGCCAAUGUGCCCUGGACAUACCAAAUUGUCGAGACACAAGACAAGGAUGGAUUCAUCCCCACGCUCAAGUCCGACGACUGCAUUGGGUCUGCGGUCACAAUGCCGUUCAAGGUCACCUUCAUGAAGGAGUGUGACGAGGUGACUGAAGAGGGGCGGGCAAUCGGCGCUAUCAACACUGUUUUCAUUAGGAGAGAUCCAGCGACGGGUUGCAAGAAAUACAUUGGAACCAACACGGAUUGCGUUGGCGUCCGAGAAGCCUUUGUCCAAAAUUUCCCCAACAUCCUGGAGCUGAGUACAGGCAAGCCCGCCCUCGUCAUCGGCGGCGGUGGCGCGUGCCGCAGCGCGGUGUAUGCCUUGUACAAGUGGCUCGGUGCAUCCGAAAUCUACUUGGUAAACCGUAUCAAGGAGGAAGUCGACGACAUCAUAGCCUCAUUUGCCGCAAUCCCUGGAGGCGGUCCCAAGCUACGGCAUGUUUCGGCGAUCGAAGAGAUCGUGGCGCGCGAUAUCUCGGUCGAGUUCCUCAAGAAGAGCCAAAAGGGCUAUGUGCUAGAGAUGUGCUAUCAUCCCAACAUUGUUACAGAGUUUUACAAGACGGCGGAGGAUAACGGCUGGCAGGUUAUCCCCGGAACGGAGUCUAUGAUUUACCAGGGUAUUGCCCAGCAGGUUCUUUGGAUGGAGAAGCCUUCCGACCAGAUUCCAUCCGAGGCUAUGGUGCCUAAAGGACUCCCGUGUUGCAUCACGGAUCGCGACGCUUGUGUGUGUAAACGCCCCCGGGUUGAUGACAAUAGCUCCGAUGUUGGCCCUUGCCUCAUGGAUUCGGUCGAUUAUAGCACCCUCGUGGUUGGAUUGGAAGGUGUGAAGCUCCGCGCCGAGCGUUGCGGCAUGUUGUUUCGCUUCCUCUUCGAGUUGGGGGAGCGUCGUGUGGCCGUAGAUAUGAGGUUCCCUGAGACCUAA
This is a messenger RNA of Parascedosporium putredinis, 1059 nucleotides long. The record is from the annotation of a GenBank genome assembly. NCBI's taxonomy places the organism in Eukaryota, Fungi, Ascomycota, Sordariomycetes, Microascales, Microascaceae.